AUGGGUAGUAUCCAACCCAUAGAUAAGGCAUCUGUCCAUAGGAUCGCAUCAGGUCAAGUCAUUGUUGACCUUCCAUCUGCGGUGAAGGAGAUUGUUGAAAAUUCCAUUGAUGCUGGGGCAACGUCCAUCGAGGUGCGCUUCAAGGAUUAUGGGGUGAAGUCUAUUGAAGUCGUGGACAAUGGCACGGGUAUUUCGCCGAAGGACUACAAUGCUUUAGGUUUGAAGCACUGCACGUCAAAACUCUCUAGAUAUGAGGAUCUCUCGACCAUUGGUUCUUUCGGAUUUCGGGGAGAGGCGCUAUCCUCUCUGUGUGCAGUUUGCGACUCUGUGGUUAUCACCACUGCCACAAGCGCAGAAGCUCCAAUAGGCACCACUCUGGAGUUGGAACGUGAUGGCACACUCAGAAGUUCUGAAGUAAAAAUUGCUCGCCAGAGGGGAACGACAGUAACAGCUUCUGGGCUCUUUGUACCUCUUCCGGUUCGAAGAGCGGAACUCACUAGGAACGUUAAACGGGAGUUCGCCAAAGCCCUUAACCUGCUUCAUUCGUACGCUCUGCUUCCAUGCGUGGUAGAGAAUGAUGGUAUCCGUCUGUCUGUCUCGAACCAGAGCGAAGGAGGAAAGAAAGUGGUCCAGUUUCGAACCAGUGGUUCCCCAGACCUUAACUCGGGCGUGUCCAGCCUCUGGGGGCCAAAAUGCCUUACUGAACUUGUGCCUGUAAACCUAAAUUUCAUCAUAGAGCCCGAAAAGAGCCUUCUGAAACAAACUGACAACAAAGAAAUCGAGGUUUCGGUCAAUGGGUUGAUCUCAAAGUUCUCCCAUGGUUCUGGACGUGCCACCUCGGACAGACAGUUUUUCUACAUAAAUAACCGGCCCACUAAUUCGCCUAAAGUUCAGAAGGUUUUCAAUGAGGUUUAUCAUAGCUUCAAUAUAAACCAGUACCCGUUUGUGCUUGCUAACAUUUCGCUACCAACAAACUCGUACGACGUAAAUGUUUCGCCAGAUAAACGGACCAUCUUCCUCCAUCGUGAAAGCACGUUGUUGACGUCGAUUAAGGUACUGAUUCACGAAAUGAUAUCAUAUUCGGAUCCUGAACCUUGCCCACACUGA
Cantharellus anzutake is the source of this 1107-nucleotide messenger RNA. Its product is annotated as histidine kinase-like ATPase. The coding region runs from base 1 to 1107 and encodes 368 amino acids. Gene Ontology annotation, biological process: mismatch repair. The transcript is spliced from 8 exons. Gene Ontology annotation, cellular component: MutLalpha complex. Lineage: Eukaryota; Fungi; Basidiomycota; Agaricomycetes; Cantharellales; Hydnaceae. The record is from RefSeq and is a predicted model, not a curated record. Gene Ontology annotation, molecular function: mismatched DNA binding; ATP-dependent DNA damage sensor activity; ATP hydrolysis activity.